UGGUCAGACGUUGUGUAUCCGGGUCGCGGCAGGGAAAGAUGGCGGCGCCCAUGGAGCUGUACUGCUGGAAAGGGGACUGGGGGCUGCCGUCGGUUGAUGUGGAUUGUCUGACUGUGCUGACGUACGCCAGGUUCUCGGGGGCCCCUCUGAAGCUUCAUAAGAUUUCAAACCCAUGGAGAAGCCCAUCAGGCCGCCUGCCCGCUCUGAAGACGCAGGACGAAGGAAUACUUUUCCAGACCACGAAGAUUAUAACCCAUCUCAGGAAGCAGAAAUACAAUGCAGAUUACGACCUCUCGGCCAAGCAGGGAGCCGACACCUUGGCCUUUGUCUCUCUGCUGGAGGAGAAGCUGCUUCCGGCCCUGGUCUACACAUUUUGGGUCGAUAGCAGAAAUUACGUGGAGCACACGCGGACGUGGUACGCCGAAACCAUUCCAUUCCCCCUCAAUUUCUUCCUCCCCAACCAGAUGCACAAGAGAGCGUUGGAGCGGCUGCAGCUCGUCCGGGGAGAGGGAUGGAGCGAGGAGGAGGACGGCGAUCUGGAGAAGCAGCUGUACUCGGACGCGCAGGAGUGCAUGAAGCUCUUGUCUCAGCGAUUGGGAACACAGAAGUUCUUCUUUGGAGACUCACCUGCCUCCAUUGAUGCUCACAUUUUCGGCUGCCUGGCCCCCAUCCUGAACGCCAAGCUCCCCAAUAACAAACUGCAGCAACACCUGCGGGCGUUGGAUAACCUGUGCCAGUACUGCAGCUCCAUCCUCAAUGUGUACUUUGCGUGGGAUGAAGAUACUGCCCCCCGCAUCUCCCCAAAGACCCCAAAUGCUGAGGCUUCAGACCCUGAGGAUGAGCCCCACAAACGGCGAAACCAGAUCCUCUCCGUGCUGGCUGGGAUUUUGGCCAUGGUUGGGUACGCUGUGCUUAGCGGCAUUGUCUCCAUUCAGCAUGUGUCGGCCGACGAUGCCCUGGAGCGGGGCCUUGCAGCGGACGAUAACGAGGAAGAAGAGGAAUGAGGAGGGAGGACUUUGUAGCACUCAGAACUCUUUGCAUUCCAUGGCCGCCGGGGCAGAUCUCACAGCACCUGUAGCAUUAAAAUGUAUGGGAUUUCUUUACA
This is a messenger RNA of Spea bombifrons (plains spadefoot toad), 1105 nucleotides long. It is a transcript of the gene MTX1, whose product is annotated as metaxin 1. The record is from RefSeq and is a predicted model, not a curated record. The coding region runs from base 39 to 1004 and encodes 321 amino acids. Gene Ontology annotation, cellular component: SAM complex. Lineage: Eukaryota; Metazoa; Chordata; Amphibia; Anura; Pelobatidae. The transcript has 8 exons. Gene Ontology annotation, biological process: mitochondrion organization.